AAAAAAAAAAGCCGAACUCUCUCUCCAGGUUCAAGUUUUCGUGCCAAGCGACUUGCUACGGAAAACCUUUACUGACAAGACCUUCAACAGCUGAUCGUCGCCCUCGAUCAGAACGGCCGCGUUGAUCAAAAAUGUUCAAACCUUUCCAGAACGCCAAGGCUUCCGAGAGGGGCGGGCCUACGACUGCGACGGCGAAGAAGGAAACCCAACGGCCAGUUCGUAACCCGCCGCUCCCCUACUACGACUGGGCGAAGCAUGUUCGCAAAUUCGGAUUCUUCGAUCACUGGACAGAACACCUGGAUGUCUCGGAUGCCCAGGAGGAUGCCAAGGAGGACCCGGGCUCGGCAGACAAGCAAGAGGCCUUGGCCGAUCUUCUCGUAUGCCAGACCCAACACUGGGGUGACGCCAAAGUGGGAUUCUUCUUUGAUUCUGGCGGCCUCUUCCGCGCAAUGAAGGAGGCAAUCUCCCUGACGUCCCCGGACCAGGCGUCCCAGCUACUUCGACGGCAAAGCAAACUCGCCAUGUGCUACGAGAAACGGUACACGCUGAAGCAAGACGUGAACGACUUGCGAUCUGGCAUCCUCCUGGCUGAACACGUGGUGGACCAGACACCAAACUCUGAUCCCACAAAGCCGUUUCGCCUUACGUGCCUCGCAAACCUGCUCGGCCAUCGAUUCAAGAGGGGCGGCGAUCCAAAUGAUGGGCACGGGGCAGUCACGUAUGCUGCCCAAGCAGUUGAGCUUGGCGAGAGAUUGGAAUUAGCCAACGACGAUGCUGUUGCGCGGCUGAGGCGGACCCUCGCCGUUCUUUUGGAGGCGCGCUCUCACCGGACUGGCAGCCUGAGUGAUCUGGAGCAGGCUAUCCAGCAGACGGAGCAGGCUCUUGAGCGUAUAACUGCCAGUAAUCCGGAUCGGCUGGCCUACAUCGGCGAGGUUGGAAAUAUGCUUGUCAGGAAGUUCCAGAAAUCUAGAGACAAGCGUGACCUGGACAGCGGUAUCACGAAAAUGGAGCGAGCUGCAUCUGCCAUUCCCAAAGGAGACGCAAUGCUGCCGAGGCUGCUCGACAACCAGUCAAACGGCUAUCUCGAGCUGUACGGACAGACCGGGAACAUGGAAGUCCUGGCGCUGGCCGUCAAGAAGGCCGAGGCUGCACACAAAGCACAGUUCAUCAUUGACCGGACCUACACGCAGUCAGGGAAGUAUUUUAACAGCGUCGUGCGGAUGUACGAAGUUCAGGCGCAGGCAUCUCAACAACUAUUUGACGCAGGCAUGAUGGUGGCCUUUGCCAAAAGAGGUAUAAAAGAUCUCAAAACUGGGCAUCCAGACAAGGCCGAAGCUAUCGAAUGUCUAGCCGACGCAAUGGCUCUGGAAUUUCACAUAGCAGCACGCCUACGGCCAGAAAAGCGAGAAGAGUUCAUGAACAAGGCAGAAGGCCACUACCGCGAGGUGGCAGGUCUUGAGAAUGGCCAUCCCUUCACAAGGAUCCGCGUCUGCAAGAAACUUGGCGACUUGAGAUCGGUAAACAUGGACUCGGACGGUGCCGCAGAAGCAUAUGAAUUGGCCAUCAGCCUCUGGCCUAGGCUGAACCCGCGAACAAUGGCAAGGGAGGACGUGGAGUAUGUUAUCAGUCAGCUAUCUGGCUUAGGCCCCCUUGCGGCCUACUAUAUCUGUCGUUCCAAAAAAGGCCGGUCUGCCUCGGAAGCUCUCCACGCAUUGGAGUCCGGUCGCGGGAUCAUCGCCAGCUUGACCAUCGAGGUGUCUGAUCUGAAGAUAGAACAUGGCGAGCUUUACGAUCGGUAUACGGAGCUGUGCUAUAUCAUAUCUUCUCCCCUGGUGCGGAUUAGCCACGAUGGUUCCAGCCUCUCGCCUGCCGCAGCUAUAUCGCGCCGGAACCAGCAAGUCAAAGAUCUAAAGCUGCUCGAGGACCAGAUCCGUGCCCUGCCUGGAUUCAAAACGUUCCCACGCACACACUCCACGACCAACUUCACUAAACUUGCCAGCCGUGGGCCCAUCGUGUGCUUCAGUACCACUGGGGACGUUACUUAUGCGUUUCUUGUCACCAGGGACCAUGUCGAAGUUCUUCAGCUCGAGAAGAUCAAGCACGAGGACCUCCAAGCACAUGUCAAGCUAUUAGUCCGAGGAAAGUCCCCUGCUAGUGUCGCCACGUCGAGGAGGGCAGAAAACAACGAGCGCGUACGCGAGACCCUGCAAUGGUUAUGGAAUUGUGCAGUCAAGCCGGUCCUCCAACGCCUCAAAUUCAUCAAGAAAACCUCCCCGGAGAGGCUUCCGCGCAUAUGGUGGGUCACAAGCGGUCUCUUGGGUCUCCUGCCGCUACACGCUGCGGGGAGUGGUUGGGGCACCUCCACGGAGAACACCAUGAGCCAUGUUGUUUCCAGCUAUAUCCCGACCCUCAAGGCGCUCGCAUACGCCAGGAAGAAACAGCCGAGACCGCUGGGAGAUCCGGGUACCGAGCUCCUCGUCAUUAGCGUGCCCGAGAAGAAGGGAUACAAGAAACUGAAGGUCGGGGCCGAGAUUGACGGAGUGGUCAAGAACUUUCUGCCGGACACGGUGAAAAGUUCAGUCCUUUCGAUGCCGUCUCGAAAGGAGGCACUGGGGAAAUUGAAGUCAACAAAUAUUGCGCACUUUAUCUGCCACGGGAUUUCCGAGGCCAGAAGUCCUUCCCAGGGCGGACUAGAGCUAGCCGACGAACGACUGACAAUUCAAGACCUUAGUCAGCUAUCUCUCGACCAAGUGCAGAUAGCCUACUUGUCGGCUUGCUCGACGGCGAGGAACAAGAACAGCGAGAUUGUCGAUGAGUCGAUUGCCGUGGCGAGUGCCUUCAGUCUAGUUGGCUUUCCCCAUGUCAUCGGAACUUUGUGGGAGGCAAGUGAUAAGAUUGCCCAGAAGAUUGCCCCGAGAUUUUACAAGAUGCUCCUUGAAAAGAAACAGGAAAGGUUUAGUGACAAUGACGCUGUAGCCCAUGCGAUGCAUCAGGCGACGGUCAGCCUCUGGAAGGAUAGGACAAAUGCACAGGAAAGGGUUGAUGAGUGGGUGCCAUUUAUCCAUCUUGGAGCCUAAUGGUUAGUAGUGAUUAUAAUUAGUUAGAAUUAACCAACGGCGACCUAAAUAAGGGUAGUAAUUAUCCCAAUGCAGGUUGGCAGUGCUGCCACCACUGUCCCUACCCUAAUCCCAAUGCAGGUUGGCAGUGCUGCCACCACCUCUCCCUACCCUAAUCCCAAUGUAGGUUGGCAGUGCUGCCACGAUAUAGAAGCGAGGCGUAGGAAUCCGAAGCAUCGUUCUAGAUCGGAGCGGGUAGAGGAAAAGGCUAGGGCGGAGGAGGGGCUAGAGGGGCGAGUAGGCAAAGAUUAAGAAGGGCUUAACGGAGCUGAUAUUUGUAAUGAGAGUUAUAUAAUUAAAGGACGAAACAAG
Messenger RNA from Hyaloscypha bicolor E, 3428 nucleotides. RefSeq lists its product as uncharacterized. NCBI's taxonomy places the organism in Eukaryota, Fungi, Ascomycota, Leotiomycetes, Helotiales, Hyaloscyphaceae. The coding region runs from base 132 to 3077 and encodes 981 amino acids. The transcript has 2 exons. The record is from RefSeq and is a predicted model, not a curated record.